Molecule: messenger RNA, 1886 nt
Organism: Numida meleagris (helmeted guineafowl)
Lineage: Eukaryota; Metazoa; Chordata; Aves; Galliformes; Numididae
Gene: MARCHF4
Product: membrane associated ring-CH-type finger 4
Exons: 4
Coding region: 1-1173 (390 amino acids)
Biological process (GO): protein ubiquitination
Molecular function (GO): ubiquitin-protein transferase activity; zinc ion binding
Source: RefSeq, a predicted model, not a curated record
AUGUUAAUACCACCCGGCGCGGUCAUUUUCUGCUACUGCUGCUGCGGGCUCCUCCGUCCGAGACAGAUGUUGCGAAACCAAGGCCUCCUCAAGUGCCGCUGCCGCAUGCUCUUCAAUGACCUGAAGGUCUUCCUGCUGCGGAGACCCCCCGCGCCGCCGCCGCCCUCGCCGCCGCCGCCGCUCCCCAUGCCCGGCGGCGCAGAGGCGGGGGCCGGCGGCGCCGCUCCGCUCGGGGGGCGCGGGCCCGGCUGGCGGGCGGCGGCGGCGGGCGGCGGAGCGGGCAGCCCGGGAGCCGAGGAGUGGGGCAGCCCCGCCGGGGAGCCGCCCGCCUCCCUGCCCAGCAGCACCUCCUCGGAUGACUUCGGCAAGGGCAAGGCCGAGGAUCGCUACUCGCUGGGAAGCAGCGUCGAUAGCGGCAUCCGCACCCCGCUCUGCAGGAUCUGCUUCCAGGGUCCCGAGCAGGGGGAGUUGCUGAGCCCGUGUCGAUGCGAUGGAUCGGUGAAGUGCACGCACCAGCCAUGUCUGAUCAAAUGGAUUAGCGAGAGAGGCUGCUGGAGCUGUGAGCUGUGUUACUACAAGUACCACGUCAUUGCCAUAAGCACAAAGAACCCUCUGCAGUGGCAGGCCAUCUCCCUGACAGUCAUUGAGAAGGUUCAGAUAGCAGCGGCCAUCCUGGGUUCCCUCUUCCUCAUCGCCAGUAUCUCGUGGCUCAUCUGGUCGACCUUCAGUCCUUCAGCCAAGUGGCAGCGCCAGGACCUGCUCUUCCAGAUCUGCUAUGGAAUGUAUGGCUUCAUGGACAUUGUCUGUAUAGGUCUAAUAAUACACGAAGGGCCCUCGGUUUACCGGAUUUUUAAACGGUGGCAGGCGGUCAAUCAGCAGUGGAAAGUGCUGAACUAUGACAAAACAAAGGACAUGGAGGAACAAAAAACAGGGACCAGGACAAAUCAGCGUCCCUCCUCCCAAACCACCCACUCGUCCUCCACUGGUGGUACAGCCACUAACUCCGCUCCGGCCGACAGCGGGGCCCGGGCCGCCGGCCAUGCCACAGGCACCCUCUCUGACCACCACUGUGCUUACACCAUCCUGCAUAUACUCAGCCACCUGAGGCCUCACGAACAGAGGAGUCAGUCUAGUAGUAACAGAGAGCUCGUCAUGAGGGUCACGACGGUCUGAGCCGAGGAAUUUCAGGAGGCCUUAACGCAGAGCGGAGGAGACGCAGAACUCGUAACGCAGAGGAGCAUGGUGUGCCUUUUUCUUUCUCUUCCCUUUUAUUCUUUUUUUCUUCUUCUGUUCCUUCUUUUGGUUUUUGAGGUUUUUUUUUUGGUAACUGCACAAGAUAUAAGAGGCGGCACCUGGCCAGCUGAGGAGAAAGCAGGUGGAGGGAGAGCUGCACACUCAUGCUAAAGAGGUUAAUGUUUUUCAGCCAGUUAAAAAAAAAAAAGAGAGAAAAAGAAAAAAAAAAAAAACAACCACACAAAUCACAAAAAGAAAAAAAUACCAACAAAACAAGUGCAAUACAGACUAAAAACUGAGUAGGCAGAGGUCUGGGGAAGCAGAGGAACAGACGGUUUAGCAUGUCUUACAAAUCCUAUUACCUGGAAUAGGUGAUGCUCUGUACACACCCGCCCUACACACACACACACGCACACAAGUGUGAGAUUUAUAUAAACAAGGAAGGGAAUGAAAUAUUUGGAGUUUUUUUAUUUUCCAGACUGUGAUUAACCAGGGCUAUGAGUCGUUUUGUUCAUGAGUCAUUCUGGAACCUUGUUCUAUUUACCAUAGGAUAUCUGAAGUGAAAUGGCUGGGGCUUUUUCAGUAGUGAUUUAUGGGAAAAAAAACAACCGACCACUGAAUCAUCUCGCCAAGAAAAUGCAACAAAGCCCCAG